Messenger RNA from Coccidioides posadasii C735 delta SOWgp, 1881 nucleotides. RefSeq lists its product as uncharacterized. NCBI's taxonomy places the organism in Eukaryota, Fungi, Ascomycota, Eurotiomycetes, Onygenales, Onygenaceae. Gene Ontology annotation, molecular function: ATP binding; fructokinase activity; D-glucose binding. Gene Ontology annotation, cellular component: mitochondrion; cytosol. The record is from RefSeq and is a predicted model, not a curated record. Gene Ontology annotation, biological process: glucose 6-phosphate metabolic process; intracellular glucose homeostasis; mannose metabolic process.
AUGGCGGAUCUAGAAGGGCAACAUGAAAGUGACUCCCCGUCAAUCAAGUCCUUCUUGGCCCCACUGGUCUUGGACGAUGCAAAGGUCUACGAUAUUUCCUAUCGUCUGUCCGAGGUUUUCCGGGACCUGGCACGCACCGGAGAUGGCCACUUCUUCCCUACUCCUGUAACCCACCUGCCCAGUGGCAAGGAGACCGGCUUCUACUUGGCCGUGGACGUGGGGGUGACAAAUUUGCGUGUCGCCUUCAUCGAGUUGCUGGGUGACUCCUCAGGCAGCCCUGGCAACGGCUCCUCGUCGAUGCCGACGGCGGAAUCGUACAUAGCGCACAAUGCGAUUCCCAAGGUAUGGCAGAGACGAGUGAGGAGGACGUUAGAGAAGGCGUGGAGGAUUGAGGAGCAUCUGAAGGAGGAUCCGACCGAAGAGCUGUUUUCGUGGAUCGGGAGCUGCAUCGCAGACGUCGUUGCGGAUGAGCUGACUUCGCAUAGCUCGGAGUUCCCGGCGGAGCUGGAGACAGGGUUGUCCUUUAGCUUGCCGAUGAAGCAAAAAUCGCUGAGCGAAGCUACUCUGAUGCCCGUUGGAAAGGCCUUCUUCAUCAGUGAAGAUCUCGACCUGCGACAAGCGCUGCUCGCCGGCUACGAGCGCCAUACGCGGCGAACAGACUCGAUCGAGCCAACAGCCAAGCGCCAAAAGAUUUACGAACUGCCAAAGUUAAAGAUCGUCGCCAUCACGAACGACACGGUUGCAACAUUGGUCUCGUUGGCGUACUCCGUCAAAUCGCUGCCGAACACGCGUGUCGCGAUGGGCAUCAUCGUCGGAGCCGGAUGCAAUGCCACCGUACCCAUGAAGCUCUCUGACCUGCACGAAUCGAAAGUUCGCCAGAUACGCUCUUAUAACCCCGAUGCAACAGAAGCCAUCAUCAACACAGAAUGGACUCUCCGCGGCACCGAAACUCCACUACAGGAACUGGGCGUGGUGACAAAAUGGGACGUCGAGCUCGACUCGAAGACCCAUCGUCCCGGCUUCCAGCCGUUCGAGUACAUGACCGGAGCACGCUACAUCGGCGAACUCGUGCGCAUCAUCGUCUUUGACUACUUCACCAACGUCGCCGGAAUAUCCAAGCAAGAUCUGCCACAGACAUUAACAGAACCCUACUCACUCACAACCGCCCUCGUCUCCGACGUCAUCGCCACUUCCCGCUCAGACAUCACUCUUGCAUCUGAUCUCGCCCGCAGCCUUCCCCCCCCGACAUCCAGUUCCUGGAGCUGGACUCCCGAAUCCGCCGUCGUCAUGCGUGCGACGGUAUCAGCCGUACAAACUCGCUCUGCAGCACUUAUCGCAGCAGCUUCCGUCGGCUUGCUGGCAUGCAACCACGAAAUCAAACUUUCCGAGAAACCGGGAUCGACAUCUGGUAGCCCGACGUCGACCCAACCCACCGGACAGAACCCGCAAGAUCAACCUGAAGCGAUAUGUCCGGGAUCAGGCUGGCACAGCGGCCCCGAGGAAUUGGUCGUCGCAUAUACGGGGGGUAUCAUCCAGCAUUAUCCAAAUUUCAAAGAAAUGUGCCAGGUAUACAUCGAUCGAUUAAUCAUGAGAGGCGGCCCGCAGGAGGAAGGAAAAAGUGUUUUUCUGAGGGAGGCGAGUGAUGGAUCUAUCAUCGGGGCGGGUGUGCUGGCGGGGAUGGUUUCGAGGAAGUGAGACGAAUGAGUGCCCGGGCUCCAUGAAAGUUCUACGGUGUAAAUAAUGUGUAUAUAUCAACAAAACUCUUGAUUGAAGCUUUGAAGGAUUUGGAUUUGGGGGAUAAAAAUUGUCCCUUGGGUACGCACAUAUACACCGGUUUGUCGACAAGCCAUGGUUGCUGUUCUGUGAAACAUUGAUGAGCAC